AUUUCUCUACAUCUCUCUGUCUUCUGUUCUCUCCCCUCCCUCCUUUGGGCUCCCUCCUCCUUCUCCCGCUCGCUCUCUCCUUCCCUCUCUCUCAGUGAAAGGCAGACAUGUGCUUGCCGUGCCAGCAGACCGAUUUAACCCUCUCCUCAGAAUAACUAAUGCACAGACAGCUGUCUUUCCCUCCUUGACGCCCCUAACUAUCUCCCUCUUUCUUUUUCCCUCCACAGUGGCUCUAUUAAUUAUUUCUCCUCCUUUCCUUUCCUUUCUUCUUAUUUUCCCCUGCUCAGACGGAUAAAAAGACUUGUCCUAUAGCAGAGCUUGUGUAAUCGCUGGCUUCACAAGCACGGGAGCUCCUGCCUCAACACCGGCCCAAUAAGGAAUACCAAGCACUGGACUGAACACCACAGUGUUGGAGAAAAGGAGAGAACAUAGAAAAACAGGACAAUAAGGAAGAAGGAUACAGCAAGGACCACAGAGAGUGACAGAAGAAGAGAGAAGAAACAGAGUGAGGAGUGCAGGAGGAGUAAAGUGUUAGGACCAUGCCUGGCUGUCACAUCCGGACGCCCCUGGUGUUGGUGCUCUGCAUGCUGGUGCUGUCCUGUGGGUCAGGAGGUGCCCGGCGGAUCAGGAAGAGAGGGCUUCACCAAAAGGUGGGGUUUAGACCUGAUAUGAGUACCUUCACUGUUGCUGCAGCAAUACAGUGUGUGUGUGUGUGUGUGUGUGUGUGUGUGUGUGUGUGUGUGUGUGUGUGUGUGUGUGUGUGUGUGUGUGUGUGUGUGUGUGUGUGUGGAAAGAGAGAGGGAAAAGCUGGUGGACCUACAAUACAUACACUGUUUUAGCAGGGUGGCAAAGGGGUGUAGUUUGGAGGUUUUCACACACUGAAAACAGUUUUGGGGCUUGGGUGAGAGGUGGGUGUUGUUACCAUGGUGUGACUAUGUCUCUGUUAAAGAGCUCAGUAGAGUGUAUGUCUAACCUACUAUGAGUACAGUUGGAGAGAGGGAAACUGUAUGAUUUGACAUGUGAAUCUGAAGCCAUGUGACAUGCUUGGAUUCUAUAAAAACUCACCAGACUCCGAAAUACAGUGAGGGGAAAAAAGUAUUUGAUCCCCUGCUGAUUUUGUACGUUUGCCCACUGGCAAAGACAUGAUCAGUCUAUAAUUUUAAUGGUAGGUUUAUUUGAACAGUGAGAGACAGGAUAACAACAAAAAAAUCCAGAAAAACGCAUGUCAAAAAUGUUAUAAAUUGAUUCGCAUUUUAAUGAGGGAAAUAAGUAUUUGACCCCUCUGCAAAACAUGACUUAGUACUUGGUGGCAAAACCCUUGUUGGCAAUCACAGAGGUCAGACGUUUCUUGUAGCUGGCCACCAGGUUUGCAUACAUCUCAGGAGGGAUUUCGUUCCACACCUCUUUGCAGACCUUCUCCAAGUCAUUAAGGUUUCGAGGCUGACAUUUGGCAACUCGAACCUUCAGCUCCCUCCACAGAUUUUCUAUGGGAUUAAGGUCUGGAGACUGGCUAGGCCACUCCAGGACCUUAAUGUGCUUCUUCUUGAGCCACUCCUUUGUUGCCUUGGCCGUGUGUUUUGGGUCAUUGUCAUGCUAGAAUACCCAUCCACGACCCAUUUUCAAUGCCCUGGCUGAGGGAAGGAGGUUCUCACCCAAGAUUUGACGGUGCAUGGCCCUGUCCAUCGUCCCUUUGAUGCGGUGAAGUUGUCCUGUCCCCUUAGCAGAAAAACACCCCCAAAGUAUAAUGUUUCCACCUCCAUGUUUGACGGUGGGGAUGGUGUUCUUGGGGUCAUAGGCAGCAUUCCUCCUCCUCCAAACACAGCGAGUUGAGUUGAUGCCAAAGAGCUCGAUUUUGGUCUCAUCUGACCACAACACUUUCACCCAGUUCUCCUCUGAAUCAUUCAGAUGUUCAUUGGCAAACUUCAGACGGCCCUGUAUAUGUGCUUUCUUGAGCAGGGGGACCUUGCGGGCGCUGCAGGAUUUCAGUCUUUCACGGCGUAGUGUGUUACCAAUUGUUUUCUUGGUGACUAUGGUCCCAGCUGCCUUGAGAUCAUUGACAAGAUCCUCCCGUGUAGUUCUGGGCUGAUUCCUCACCAUUCUCAUGAUCAUUGCAACUCCACGAGGUGAGAUCUUGCAUGGAGCCCCAGGCCGAAGGAGAUUGACAGUUAUUUUGUGUUUCUUCCAUUUGCGAAUAUUCGCACCAACUGUUGUCACCUUCUCACCAAGCUGCUUGGCGAUGGUCUUGUAGCCCAUUCCAGCCUUGUGUAGGUCUACAAUCUUGUCCCUGACAUCCUUGGAGAGCUCUUUGGUCUUGGCCAUGGUGGAGAGUUUGGAAUCUGAUUGAUUGCUUCUGUGGACAGGUGUCUUUUAUACAGGUAACAAACUGAGAUUAGGAGCACUCCCUUUAAGAGUGUGCUCCUAAUCUCAGCUCAUUACCUGUAUAAAAGACACAUGGGAGCCAGAAAUCUUUCUGAUUGAGAGGGGGUCAAAAACGUAUUUCCCUCAUUAAAAUGCAAAUCAAUUUAUAACAUUUUUGACAUGCGUUUUUCUAGAUUUUUUUGUUGUUAUUCUGUCUCUCACUGUUCAAAUAAACCUACCAUUAAAAUUAUAGACUGAUCAUUUCUUUGUCAGUGGGAAAAAGUACAAAAUCAGCAGGGGAUCAAAUACUUUUUUCCCUCACUGUAGAAGGUACAGGUCUGUGUGUGUGUGUUAAAGCCCUUGUCAUUCAAUAGUCACACAGCUUUUAAAGUUCUGCCAUCUUUCCCAUGUAAACCCUUCCAGUGUGCUCAGUUUUAGCAAUAGCAGGGUGAAUGCUGUGUAGUCCCCUGUGUAUUGUCCUCUCCACUCUGUCCUGGCUGUGUGAGGAGUGGAGGAGUGACGGACGGUCAUGCAGAAGACUGACCACAGAGAAACAGAGCAUGGUCAUUGUCACAGAGGGGCUCCUGUAGUGAGAGCAGCAGACAGAGACAGUGGUGGAGGGAGGGGAGAAAUGGGAGGGGUGCAGGAGGCAGAGAGAGGGGCUGCAGAGGGGCACAGGAUGCUCUCUUUUUCCCUCCAGAGCAGCAAAGCAGAAUGAGCAGCUGGCCAGCACAGCCAGAAACAUGCCAACAGUCUGCUAGCGUGGGGAGAACAUUGUGUGGUUGGCCCUGUACAGUAGGCUAGCUCAACUGCAACUGGAAACCGGACCUCACUGUAUCUGCUGCUGAGCCAGAGCAGCUCCUCUGUGGAAUAACACUAGGAAAAUAUGAGGAAAGACCCACAAAUGCUGCCUCCUUAGCUCUAUGGUUAUUUGCACAUCACAUACAGUGACCACAAACCUGAAUAAACCAGUUUGACCUAUGACAUCCUGCAGGAAGUAGUUCACACAAUAGGUACAUGGAAAUACAGCCAUGGCUGUAUUAAAGAUCUGAUUAUGUAAGUGUUUCACAAGCUCUUUUGGAGCAAAUCACAGACCACCACUGUUCAGGUGAGGUGGAGAAUGUGUGUGGGUUUAAAGCAGGUAAGACUUCCUUGACAGUGUAUCACGUUCAUUGCCCUCUUUUUCCCCCUUAUUGACUUACCCUUCAGUUCUUCAUCACUCUACGUGUUUAGAGUGCAGGUCAAGGUGUUAACUAACAGGCAUGAUAGCUACAUAACAUGGAAAACAUAACAAAUAGAAGGAGCUGAUGGAAGUGUGUUGUAGACAGGGGAGACUGGUGAUUGGCCAGAAGAGGGAGCCCAUCUUUUUGCAUUGUUUAUAAGUAGGGGCUAAACGAAGGAGAAGGCAGAGCGGCCAUUCUGAGGCGUCGCUCUCCGGAUGUCAUGUCAUCUGUCACUUAUGCUGAAGCUUUUGAUAUGAAUAAACCUUAUGAUCAAAGUUCAGUAUGAGCGGACUCCUUUGUUCAUCAGCAAUAAUUGCCACCAUUCACCCGAUACGACACUAUAAUCAACAGUCCUAUAAACACCACUCAACAAGUCUACCACUGCUGUAUUAUGGGGAUAUUAUAAUGGGCUUAUACCAACAAUCAACAUGACACAACCAUUCUCUAAAGCAAGGGUGUCAAACUCAUUCCAUUGAGGGCAUAUUGUCUGCUGGUUUUUGUUUUUUUCUUUCAAUUAAGACCUGGGGGGAGUUCCUUACUAAUUAGUGACCUUAAUUCAUCAAUCAAGGAAAAGGGAGGAGCGAAAACCCGCAGACACUCGGCCCUCCGUGGAAUGAGUUUGAGUGCUCUAAAGAGUUUAAUCACGUGCUGAUCUGAGCUCCAAAUAUUGCCUGCAUUAUGCCUCUGAGUUAUGUUCCCAUAGUUGUAGUUCAUUGCUCCAUAGUUUUUGCUGUUAUUACUGUAGCUACUGUAUCACCUUACCUGUGCUAUCGAGCCCAUCAUCAGGGGUGAUUGUGGCCAUGUCUUUAAAGCAACUUUUCCUGACUUAUACCCAAUCCAGGCUCCGCUGGCAACAGACAAGCAUGUCUCUCCCUCUCUCUAUUCUCUCUCUCUCUUGUGUUACUAUAGCUAGGGCCCCAUUGUGACAUAAGCCUUGCUCCUGUAAAACUAAUAAUGACAAAGAUUUGUACAGGCUUAGCAUUCUUUCCCCCUUUCAAUGCAGGAUACGGGAAUGAGGGGGCCAGGGGGGUGAGGGGAGUUAGGGAGUGAGAAGGGUGAGGGGAUAUGUCCUACUUUGAGAGCGAACAUGCUAUUUCACAGACAAGUGGCCCCUUCUCUGGAUCACGCAACAUGCUUUUAUUCUUUCUGGUUGAACGUCUACAUCAUCCUCUCAACAUACAGCCUACUCAGGAAUGCAUAGUCAUGGCACUCCCAGAUACUUUCUUACACUAUAUCAUGCAUUUCAUAUUCCCACAAGUCCGUCAUUAUGUAAAAUGUAUGCAUACAAUACUGUAAAUUAUACGAUAAUUUGGGGUAUUAUCAACACUAAAAUACCCUGAAACGUUUUACUGCAGCAUGCUGUAAAUUAUGGCGACAGACAAGCCUCUCUCUCUCUCUCUCCAGCAGAUGUGCAUUUACAGACCCAGGGGGGCAACGGGGAGGGUCCUACAAAAUAAAUAUUUCUCUACAUCUCUCUGUCUUCUGUUCUCUCCCCUCCCUCCUUUGGGCUCCCUCCUCCUUCUCCCGCUCGCUCUCUCCUUCCCUCUCUCUCAGUGAAAGGCAGACAUGUGCUUGCCGUGCCAGCAGACCGAUUUAACCCUCUCCUCAGAAUAACUAAUGCACAGACAGCUGUCUUUCCCUCCUUGACGCCCCUAACUAUCUCCCUCUUUCUUUUUCCCUCCACAGUGGCUCUAUUAAUUAUUUCUCCUCCUUUCCUUUCCUUUCUUCUUAUUUUCCCCUGCUCAGACGGAUAAAAAGACUUGUCCUAUAGCAGAGCUUGUGUAAUCGCUGGCUUCACAAGCACGGGAGCUCCUGCCUCAACACCGGCCCAAUAAGGAAUACCAAGCACUGGACUGAACACCACAGUGUUGGAGAAAAGGAGAGAACAUAGAAAAACAGGACAAUAAGGAAGAAGGAUACAGCAAGGACCACAGAGAGUGACAGAAGAAGAGAGAAGAAACAGAGUGAGGAGUGCAGGAGGAGUAAAGUGUUAGGACCAUGCCUGGCUGUCACAUCCGGACGCCCCUGGUGUUGGUGCUCUGCAUGCUGGUGCUGUCCUGUGGGUCAGGAGGUGCCCGGCGGAUCAGGAAGAGAGGGCUUCACCAAAAGGUGGGGUUUAGACCUGAUAUGAGUACCUUCACUGUUGCUGCAGCAAUACAGUGUGUGUGUGUGUGUGUGUGUGUGUGUGUGUGUGUGUGUGUGUGUGUGUGUGUGUGUGUGUGUGUGUGUGUGUGUGUGGAAAGAGAGAGGGAAAAGCUGGUGGACCUACAAUACAUACACUGUUUUAGCAGGGUGGCAAAGGGGUGUAGUUUGGAGGUUUUCACACACUGAAAACAGUUUUGGGGCUUGGGUGAGAGGUGGGUGUUGUUACCAUGGUGUGACUAUGUCUCUGUUAAAGAGCUCAGUAGAGUGUAUGUCUAACCUACUAUGAGUACAGUUGGAGAGAGGGAAACUGUAUGAUUUGACAUGUGAAUCUGAAGCCAUGUGACAUGCUUGGAUUCUAUAAAAACUCACCAGACUCCGAAAUACAGUGAGGGGAAAAAAGUAUUUGAUCCCCUGCUGAUUUUGUACGUUUGCCCACUGGCAAAGACAUGAUCAGUCUAUAAUUUUAAUGGUAGGUUUAUUUGAACAGUGAGAGACAGGAUAACAACAAAAAAAUCCAGAAAAACGCAUGUCAAAAAUGUUAUAAAUUGAUUCGCAUUUUAAUGAGGGAAAUAAGUAUUUGACCCCUCUGCAAAACAUGACUUAGUACUUGGUGGCAAAACCCUUGUUGGCAAUCACAGAGGUCAGACGUUUCUUGUAGCUGGCCACCAGGUUUGCAUACAUCUCAGGAGGGAUUUCGUUCCACACCUCUUUGCAGACCUUCUCCAAGUCAUUAAGGUUUCGAGGCUGACAUUUGGCAACUCGAACCUUCAGCUCCCUCCACAGAUUUUCUAUGGGAUUAAGGUCUGGAGACUGGCUAGGCCACUCCAGGACCUUAAUGUGCUUCUUCUUGAGCCACUCCUUUGUUGCCUUGGCCGUGUGUUUUGGGUCAUUGUCAUGCUAGAAUACCCAUCCACGACCCAUUUUCAAUGCCCUGGCUGAGGGAAGGAGGUUCUCACCCAAGAUUUGACGGUGCAUGGCCCUGUCCAUCGUCCCUUUGAUGCGGUGAAGUUGUCCUGUCCCCUUAGCAGAAAAACACCCCCAAAGUAUAAUGUUUCCACCUCCAUGUUUGACGGUGGGGAUGGUGUUCUUGGGGUCAUAGGCAGCAUUCCUCCUCCUCCAAACACAGCGAGUUGAGUUGAUGCCAAAGAGCUCGAUUUUGGUCUCAUCUGACCACAACACUUUCACCCAGUUCUCCUCUGAAUCAUUCAGAUGUUCAUUGGCAAACUUCAGACGGCCCUGUAUAUGUGCUUUCUUGAGCAGGGGGACCUUGCGGGCGCUGCAGGAUUUCAGUCUUUCACGGCGUAGUGUGUUACCAAUUGUUUUCUUGGUGACUAUGGUCCCAGCUGCCUUGAGAUCAUUGACAAGAUCCUCCCGUGUAGUUCUGGGCUGAUUCCUCACCAUUCUCAUGAUCAUUGCAACUCCACGAGGUGAGAUCUUGCAUGGAGCCCCAGGCCGAAGGAGAUUGACAGUUAUUUUGUGUUUCUUCCAUUUGCGAAUAUUCGCACCAACUGUUGUCACCUUCUCACCAAGCUGCUUGGCGAUGGUCUUGUAGCCCAUUCCAGCCUUGUGUAGGUCUACAAUCUUGUCCCUGACAUCCUUGGAGAGCUCUUUGGUCUUGGCCAUGGUGGAGAGUUUGGAAUCUGAUUGAUUGCUUCUGUGGACAGGUGUCUUUUAUACAGGUAACAAACUGAGAUUAGGAGCACUCCCUUUAAGAGUGUGCUCCUAAUCUCAGCUCAUUACCUGUAUAAAAGACACAUGGGAGCCAGAAAUCUUUCUGAUUGAGAGGGGGUCAAAAACGUAUUUCCCUCAUUAAAAUGCAAAUCAAUUUAUAACAUUUUUGACAUGCGUUUUUCUAGAUUUUUUUGUUGUUAUUCUGUCUCUCACUGUUCAAAUAAACCUACCAUUAAAAUUAUAGACUGAUCAUUUCUUUGUCAGUGGGAAAAAGUACAAAAUCAGCAGGGGAUCAAAUACUUUUUUCCCUCACUGUAGAAGGUACAGGUCUGUGUGUGUGUGUUAAAGCCCUUGUCAUUCAAUAGUCACACAGCUUUUAAAGUUCUGCCAUCUUUCCCAUGUAAACCCUUCCAGUGUGCUCAGUUUUAGCAAUAGCAGGGUGAAUGCUGUGUAGUCCCCUGUGUAUUGUCCUCUCCACUCUGUCCUGGCUGUGUGAGGAGUGGAGGAGUGACGGACGGUCAUGCAGAAGACUGACCACAGAGAAACAGAGCAUGGUCAUUGUCACAGAGGGGCUCCUGUAGUGAGAGCAGCAGACAGAGACAGUGGUGGAGGGAGGGGAGAAAUGGGAGGGGUGCAGGAGGCAGAGAGAGGGGCUGCAGAGGGGCACAGGAUGCUCUCUUUUUCCCUCCAGAGCAGCAAAGCAGAAUGAGCAGCUGGCCAGCACAGCCAGAAACAUGCCAACAGUCUGCUAGCGUGGGGAGAACAUUACAAUAACCACAGCUUCCACUGCUUAGUAACUCACACCUGUUAUUGUAUCCCACCCAGGGGGAUACUCUCUGUCCCUGACAUGUGUCCGGACAUCAAAUCUAAUUUUAUUUGUCACAUGCUUUGUGAACAAGAGGUGUAGACUAACAGUGAAAUGCUUACUUACUGGCCCUUCCCAACUAUGCAGAGAGAAAAAUAGAAAUAAUAUAAAGAUAAUAACAAAAGGAAUAAAUACACAAUGAGUAAAGAUAACUUGGCUUUAUACACAGUACUGAGUCGAUGUGCAGGGGUACGAGGUAAUUGAAGUAGAUAUGUACAUAUAGGUAGGGGUAAAGUGAUAAGGCAACAGGAUAAAUAAAAAAUAAGCAGUAGCGUAUGUGAUGAGUCAAAAGGGGGGUCAAUGCAGAUAGUCCAUGUAGCUAUUUGGUUAACUAUUUAGCAGUCUUAUGGCUUGGGGGUAGAAGCUGUUCUCAGGGUCCUGUUGGUUCCAGACUUGGUGCAUCGGUACCACUUGCCGUGCGGUAGCAGAGAGAACAGUCCAUGACUUGUGUGGCUGGAGUUUUUGACGAUUUUCAGGGCCUUCCUCUGACACAGCCUGGUAAAGAUGUCCUGGAUAGUAGGGAGCUCAGCCCCAGUGAUGUACUGGGCCGUAGGCACUACCCUUUGUAGCGCCUUGCGGUCGAAUGCCAAACAGUUGCCAUACGAAGCGGUGAUGCAACCAGUCAAGAUGCUCUCAAUGGUGCAGCUGUAGAACUUUUUGAGGAUCUGAGGGCCCAUGCCAAAUCCUUUCAGCCUCCUGAGGGUGUGUGGACCAUGUUAAUUCCUUAGUGAUGUGGACACCGAGGAACUUGAAGCUGUCGACUCGCUCCACUACAGCCCUGUCGAUGUGGAUGGGGGCAUGCUCGGCCCUCCGUUUCCUCGAUCAACUCCUUUGUCUUGCUGACGUUGAGGGAAAGAUUGGUGUCCUGGCACCACACUCCCAAGUCACUGACAUCCUCCCUAUAGGCGGUCUCAUCGUCAUCGGUAAUCAGGCCUACCACCGUCGUGUCAUCAGAAAACGUGAUGAUGGUGUUGGAGUCGUGCGCGGCCACACAGUCGUGGGUGAACGGAGUACAGGAGGGGACUAUGCACGCACCCCUGAGGGUCCCCCGUGUUGAGGGUCAGCGUGGCAGAUGUGUUGUUGCCUACCCUCACCACCUGGGGGCAGCCCGUCAGGAAGUCCAAAUCAUCAAACCAAACUUGAUUUAUAAAGCACAUUUGACAUGAAUGCAACAAUGCGCUUCACAAAAUUUUUAUAAAAAUGAAAAUAAAAACAUAAAUAUUUACUACACAACAAACAUAAGGGAAUAAAAAAACAAAAGAAUAACAAUAAAAACUGCACCCUAAGUAAAAGCAAAGCUAAAAAGGUGUGUUUUAAAAUCUCUUUUAAAUAUUUCCACAGUUUCAGCCCCCCUCAGGUUCUCUUGCAGGCUAUUCCAGAGGCUGGGGCCAUAGUAACUAAAGGCUGCCUCUCCAUGCCUCUUGGUCCUAGGCUUUGGGAUAGUUAAAAGGCCAGUGCCAGAGGACCUGAGGGACCUACUGGGUACAUAACUCAAAAGCAUGUCUUACAAGUAUUGGGGUGCACAAUCGUGGAUUGAUUAAAAAAACCAAUAGAAUAAUCUUAAAAUGAAUUCUAAAAAACUCACAGGCAGCCAGUACAGAGACUUUAAAUCCGGUGUAAUGUGUGCUCUCCAUCUGGUCUUGGUCAGUACCCGUGCUGCAGCAUUCUGUUUGCUUUGCAGUUGACCAAUGGCAGGAGAGCAUUACAGUAGUCAAGCCUGCUUGUAAUAAAAGCAUGGAUGAGUCUCUCUGUAUCAGCCUGAGAUAGAAACGGCCGCACCUUGGCAAUGUUCCUCAGGUGGUAAAAAGCUAUUUUGGUCACAUUCCUAAUGUGUGAUUCGAAAUUGAGUUCAGAAUCUAAAAUGACACCUGGUGUUUUAUCUUUAAUGCCCAGGAUCCAGUUGCAGAGGGAGGCGUUCAGUCCCAGGGUCCCGAGCAUAGUGAUGAGCUUGCAUAAUCUGUGGAUCUGUUUGGGCGGUAUGCGAAUUGGAGUGGGUCCAGCGUGUCUGGGAUGAUGGUGUUGAUGUGAGCCAUGACCAGCCUUUCAAAGCAUUUCAUGGCUACAGAUGUGAGUGCUACAGGGCGAUAGUCAUUUAGACAGGUUACAUUAGCGUUCUUGGGAGCUAUAAGGGAAUGAUUCCCAUUGGAUUGGGCUGUUCAGAUUGGAUUGGGAUGUGUGCUGAGACGUCAGAACGAACGAGAUUGGAACAAGCAUCCUAAUUUUGAUAAUUCCAGUAUGUCGGCCAAAUUCAUUUACUAGGCUAUUCCAAGAUGGCUGGACUCAAUAUAGGAUAUAAUCCCUCUAGUGUAGCCAGCAAAUACCACUCUCUAUAGAAAUAGGAAAAAUAAAAACAAAAUAUGCAUAACAAAUACAAAACAUAAUAUGGCCUUGGCAUACAGUAAUAAGAUAUUCUGGAAGAAAUCCACAGGAGGUAAAGUCUGUUUCAUACUUGGUUUGAGUAAACUGCUGGGUAGGUCAGAGUUAAUACACUUAGCCCACUGAGGAUUCGAUAGAAGUUUUGAACGUUAAUCCCAGUCAGAUGAUAUCAUGUGAGCAUGGUCUGGACAUUACUGUACACACCCACAGGAUUAUCAGCUCCCCGCUGAGAGCGGGCUGGAGAAGCACCCCCAUUGCUCUCUGGUGAUAUAAUAAACCUGUGAUAGUCCAAACAUCCAUCAGGAUAAAACACCAUGGUAAACAGUCAGUGCAGAAGCAGGCAGUGACCUGCAUGUGUGUUAUGUCCAGACAUGGUCUCAGUCUAACUAUUAUCUCAGCAUGGAAAGGAGGGUGGAGAAUGGCUGCACUUGUAUUACAGGAGAAAGAAAGCGAUACGGAUCUAAAUAGCAUGGUCAAUGCAUAAGUGUGACUAUCAUGAAAUAAUCAGUGCAAUCCAUACAUCCAUUUGGGCUGUAUGACCGUAUCACAUUGCACAUCGUUUCACUUGAGAAGCUGGUGUGCUUCCUGAGUUCUAGGAAUCAGGAUGUGCCUGAUCUAAGGACUAGAUACAGUACAGACGUCAAUGGCCUGAUCACAGUUUACAUCACAGUCUGGAGCCAAAUGAGGUCUCUAAUGGCUUCAGACCACUCUGCUGCAUCGCUCAGCUUUGAAAUCCCUGCCCUGGAAGAAAUCAAUAUAACAGGUUUGCCGGCAUUUCUGUGGCCCAGCAGGAAGAGACCAAUGACUGUAAAUAAACAAUGUGGGACUGAACAUCAAACAGACACAUGCAGCACGGCACAGUGCAGGGCAUGGUAGGGCAGUGCAGGGCAGCUUGGCACUCAGACAGGCAGACUGAUAGACAGGAACCGGAUAUUCUACUUCCUCUGCUACUGAGAUCUGAAGGGAAACCAUGGGAACUGAGCAGAUAAUGAACCGUGGUCACUGUAGCUCACAUUGUCCAAUCACAGGGAUAAUCAGCCUCACUCUUGUACUUUAAACCUGGAGUUGUCUGAACUGCAUUUGUAAAGAUACACAAUGACAUGAGGAUGAAAGUGAAUGGCCUACUUUGCCUCCCAUAAUCAUUUUCUGUAACGUUGUAAACAGGAUUUGAAUCAUUUUGUAGACCUAAGAGCAUUGGCUUCUCUUUGAGAUACUAUAGGACAGGCUAAUGUAGCUAGGCCUAGAAACCCUCAGGAGACAGACAGUCAGAAGAUCUGAGAGAUGAUGGAUCCAAUCUGGCCAAUGUGGACCACAGCUGCUAAAAGCAUUAAUUCUUAGAAUGAAUAGCGCCCUGAUGUUGCCUGAUGACUCAUCCUGAAUUUAAUUCCGUUGCUAUAUCGAUCGCUCCAUAGAAAUGUUAGUGGGCGUGGUGUUUGUCCGGAGCGAUGUGGAAGGGUAGCCAGGCAAGCCCUGAUAAGGCCAAAAGCUCUAAAGAUGAAUCUUGAGGAAGGAGAAUCGCUGUAAAGCACAUAAAAAAUCUGGAAGUGGUACUAAGACUGGAAGUGGUACUAAGACGUGGUCCUCUGUAGCUCAACUGGUAGAGCAUGGUGCUUAUAACGCCAGGGUAGUGGGUUCGAUCCCCGGGACCACCCAUACGUAAAAAUGUAUGCAGACAUGACUAAGUCGCUUUGGAUAAAAGUGUCUGCUAAAUGGCAUAUUAUUAUUAUUAAAAUCAGGAUCAAUAACCUAACCAAGUCAGCAGUCCCCUGUAGUUCAGUUGGUAGAGCAUGGCGCUUGCAACACCAGGGUUGUGGGUUCGUUUCCCACGGGGGGCCAGUAUGAAAAUGUAUAAACUCACUAACUGUAAGUUGCUCUGGAUAAGAGCGUCUGCUAAAUGACUAAAAUGUAAAUGGAAGGCCAGAAAGUAGUGCACUCGUGUGUUGCCACGCCAAUGCUACAAGUUGAUCCAGUCACUGAGACCUGGCACCCCACCUGGCAGCUGACGGAGUAAAUUAUUUGUGUGUUUAUUACAAACAUUCAUUCUGUGGCACAAACACCAGCGCCAAACAUUUGCUUUCGUUUUUACGAUCGGUUUGGAAGAGCAGUCGCUUAGCCUGCCAAAUAAACAGCGCAGUUAACGAUCAUGUGCAGUCCGCAAGCCCAUUAUCUAAUUAGUGAGAGGGGGGAAACUCUCAGAGCGCCCCUGCCACAGUCUCUCUGUCAGGGGGAAAGGGACAGGGACACCUUACCCGGGCUGGCAGGGCAUCCACGUCGAGAGCAGCAGGAUGUGCACUUGAAAUUACAGUGUCUGGUCUGGAGCUCCAUGAUAAAGAUGCGCUUUGGUUAACAUUGGCCAGACUAUGUGGAAUAUUUGCAUUCUGGUUAAUGUUGGCAGAGUCAGAGUGAGCCUCGCAGACUGAGACUGUGUGGUUGGCCCUGUACAGUAGGCUAGCUCAACUGCAACUGGAAACCGGACCUCACUGUAUCUGCUGCUGAGCCAGAGCAGCUCCUCUGUGGAAUAACACUAGGAAAAUAUGAGGAAAGACCCACAAAUGCUGCCUCCUUAGCUCUAUGGUUAUUUGCACAUCACAUACAGUGACCACAAACCUGAAUAAACCAGUUUGACCUAUGACAUCCUGCAGGAAGUAGUUCACACAAUAGGUACAUGGAAAUACAGCCAUGGCUGUAUUAAAGAUCUGAUUAUGUAAGUGUUUCACAAGCUCUUUUGGAGCAAAUCACAGACCACCACUGUUCAGGUGAGGUGGAGAAUGUGUGUGGGUUUAAAGCAGGUAAGACUUCCUUGACAGUGUAUCACGUUCAUUGCCCUCUUUUUCCCCCUUAUUGACUUACCCUUCAGUUCUUCAUCACUCUACGUGUUUAGAGUGCAGGUCAAGGUGUUAACUAACAGGCAUGAUAGCUACAUAACAUGGAAAACAUAACAAAUAGAAGGAGCUGAUGGAAAAUUUUGCAACAAGUAUGUUACAAAAUGCAUUACUGCCACCAACUGGUCAAAGGGGUAGGACAUCACUAUUCAUCUUUGUAGGCCUACUGUAUGUACAAAAAGACUCCAGCAAUCACCUACUAUGUUGAAAAUGAUCCAGGUCUCUCUAUAUUUCAGCCUCAGGAUAGUAGACUGCAAAUUUCUGUGCAAACAAUAAAGUAAUUCUGUUAUCUCAUCUCCUCUCAGGACUAUGAGUAUCCGAACCAGCAGUCCCAGUCCACACAGUACCAGAAGAACGACCGCUGCCCACCCCCACCUCAGAUGCUGCCGGAGCGGGCCUGUGAGGUGCCCGGCUGCCGCUCUGACUCAGAGUGUGAGCGCCACAAGCGCUGCUGCUACAACGGCUGCAUCUACGCCUGUCUGGAGUCAGUGCAGCCCCCACCAGGUAAGCACCACUGAUCUAGAUGACAGUCCACAAAACCACACUUAUCGACCCAUAUGACGACACACAUGGUCAUACAUAGCAUGGGCAUGGCUCUAACCAUUGGUACUAGGGUAUGCAGUAAAAUACUGACGAUAUCAUUAGGAUCAAACUUACCAAUGAUGUGUGUUUGUGUUGAUCAGUGCUGGACUGGCUGGUUCAACCCAAGCCUCGAUGGCUGGGAGGGAAUGGCUGGCUUCUAGACGGUCCAGAGGAGGUACUGCAGGGUGAGUAGCCUGGAACAUCACCAUUAAACGCACCUGAACUCUACACCAUCAGUGUGUGUGUUUAGUUGACCUCUGACCUGUGUGUCCCCUGCCCUCCAGCGGAGGCCUGCAGCACCACAGAGGAUGGUGACGAGCCCCUGCACUGUCCCACGGGCUACGAGUGCCACAUCAUCAACCAAGGAAACCCCGCCGCUGGCAUUCCCAACCGGGGACAGUGCAUCAAGUCUCGUGGCAACUCUGGUAAGGUCUGAUUCAGUCAACAGACAUUUAAUAUAGUUCUAAAAACUGGCAUAAUCACGAACUGGAGGUGCUAUUUCUCAUCCAGAUGGACGUCCAAUGAGGCAAAAGUCCUACAAGGACUACUUGGGUAAGUGUGGUGAUCAACUGUCCUGUAUACUCCAUAAUUAUACUGCUGGGGUCUCUUUUACAUGAACAUGCCUGUCAUUUCUCCACUAUAGGAACUGGAAGUAGCUCUAAUAAUGCAGUGGCCUAUGAGAAACACCACCACAAACACUUGGGAUGAGGUAGGUGUUACUGGGAGAGAAACUACAUCUUGAUGCCAUUUAGGAAAAAAAACAAGAGGUCAGAAUAUAGCCUGUAUUGUUUGUCCAUGCCUGAGCUGUCAAGGGUCAAUCUAACAAUCUAUAAUAACCAUUUCGGACUAUCUGACAGAGUAAAAAGCUGGAAGUCUCUUCAAAACAGUCUCUCCUCCUCAGAUACCUCAACACAGAACCUCAGCUAUCAGAGCCCAGAUAUCAAACCUCUCUUGACAACGGAACACAGCACAACCCAGACAAGAUAACCUCACGGUGCUUUACACUUCCCACGUCUGGCCUGGGGAAAGGAGGAAAACAAGCAUACAGUUCCUACCUCUUCUCAAACUGGUAAACUCCUUUGGUUGGAAUAAUGAUCCAGGCAGGGUUUUAAACACAUAAUACUUUGACAGAUUUACACACACAGAAACAUGCUUUGAUUUAGUCAUGGGUAAGGCGUAAUGGUUGAAGCAGAGAAAGGAACAAGACACAAAGCCCUUUUCUUGAUCAGUCUCAAACUGGGAAAUAAAAAAACAUGCCAUUUUUGUAUAGACAAUAUCAAAGUAGAUCCACUGAAAAACCCCACAACCAGACACACACACCCAUCUCAUAGAAACCUAACCUGAGGCCCAUUGAUGGAUGGUCAACAGGAAAUAAGGACUAUGUGCUGCUGUUGGCCCUCACCCUUCAGGCCAGCAGGAUGAAGGUCCCAUAAACACAGAGACCCAGGAACAGACCCAGAACCACCAACACACUCCAUACAUGAUUCAUGUAAUAACUUCACAGCUGCCCUCCACUCCGCUUACAGCUUGAACAAAGCCUGUCAAUCAUGGUGGGAGAGCAAGCUGGGCCUUACACCAGUAUGACCCCAUCAUCCACACACAGUUGUUCAAACUGUUUGUAUCGACUGUAAAUCAAAUUGAACAUAUUCCAUCCAGUAUUUUCACUCAAGUCAGUCCAAAGAUGAACAUUAGUAUGACAGAAAGACAGGUGUGAGUGGUUAGGAAUAGGCAUGUCUGUAUGUUAGUACUACAUCAAAUGGUGCUCAGCUCUAAGGCUGUCUCUUCUAACAGAACAAUAAGCUGGUCUACACAUGAAGACUGAAUUCCAAAACUAAUAAGCUAGGAGGUAUGAACAACAUGUAACCAUUCUCUAUGAGGGAGACAGUAAUAUCCAAAUGUUAUCAAACUGGUGCUGUAAUGUUGCCUUGUGUAUUACAAAUAAACGGUAUGUUUGAGGAA
Messenger RNA from Coregonus sp. 'balchen', 16061 nucleotides. The record is from the annotation of a GenBank genome assembly. NCBI's taxonomy places the organism in Eukaryota, Metazoa, Chordata, Actinopteri, Salmoniformes, Salmonidae.